CCAGUUACAAGACUUAUCCACAAGUCAGAUAUUUGUGUUCCAUAAGAGUACAAGUGAUAAUAUUUGUCUUGUUCUAUCAAAUCCACUUUUUACGAGUGGUUCUGAUUGGUAGAAAAAAGUAGCAAUAGUUGUUUGAUACUAUUGCGUACAGAAAAAAGUCAAGUAAUAGUAGGAACAGGUGUAAAAGGCAAACAAGAUUUGUAGAGUGUCAGCUUUUUUGUAGUAGCAAUUCUAAUAUAGAUAUCUAGUGGGGUCAAUGUUAACAUAGGCAGUGAACUUACCAAUCGAGGGUAUUACAUGUAAAAGUGAAUCUACUACACACUAUAGACGAAAUGCUCAUUCAAUUCAUUCAUGACAAUGCUCCACAAAACAGUAGCAGUCAAAUGAACGAUGAUGAAAACUAUAAUGCAUAUGUUUUGCCUUCCAACGAUCAUCAGAACAAUUCUGCUUCUUCACAGAUGACAGAAAACAUGCAAAACGGUGAUUUGUGUGAAGCUGACCAAACGAGAGCAUUAAAUGAAGAAAUUGAUAUGGAAGAAGAAGAGGAAGGUGCAGUAGGGGGUAUUAUUGAAAGGAAAUUAGAUCCUUCUACUAUACAGAACACUUGUGAUAUAGAUAUUAACUUAGAUUUCCCAACAAUUGCAGAGGGGUUAGAUCAGGUUCCUACGAGGUUGCCUACAAAAGUAAAGUCUGGAUCAACGACGCCAAGUAAAGAUCGCGGAUGCCGAUCAGACCCAGAUACCUUUUAAAGUAUUGUUUUUUCAAACUGUAUUCCAAUCUGCAAUUGUAUUGUUCUACUCUAACUUAAUAAAAUAUUUCUGUAUUACACUGUUUUAAUAAAAAUCAAAAGAAUGGCAAAAUUGAAA
This is a messenger RNA of Acanthoscelides obtectus, 866 nucleotides long. Lineage: Eukaryota; Metazoa; Arthropoda; Insecta; Coleoptera; Chrysomelidae. The record is from the annotation of a GenBank genome assembly.